CUAACCAGGUUUUCAUAGUUCGAAAAGGAUGGAACAAGACAUGUUAUGAACGAAUGGCACUACAAUUGGUAACGCUUAAAUCCCAGCGCCAAUACCUAUUAUCACCAAUAAAAAACAGCUCUCUUUACCUUCACAAAACCAAUUCUGUAUAUUUUCCCUCAAUAUCAAGAUUAACGAUGGCAGUAGCAGUUUCAGUGCCGGGAGGAUCGUGGGAGGAGCGAAUACCCCCCAACGUCCUCCGCCGAAAGCGUGACUCCACCUGGAGAGGCGGCUUCAGCCUGGGGGUAGACCUGGGAUUAUCCCGCACUGGCCUUGCCAUAAGCAAAGGCUUCUCCAUUCGUCCCUUAACGGUUUUGGAAUUAAGAGGGCAGAAGCUAGAGCUAAGGCUUCUUGAUAUUGCUGAAAAGCAGGAAGUUGAUGAGUUUAUAAUUGGGCUUCCUAAAUCUAGUGAUGGAAAGGAAACAACACAAUCAAAUAAAGUUCGCAGUGUUGCUGGAAGGUUUGCUGUUCAGGCUGCUAAGAGCAGGGGAUGGAGAGUAUACCUGCAGGAUGAGCACGGGACAUCGAGUGAAGCUAUGGACUAUAUUUUAUCCAUGGCUCUCAGUAAAUCUGUUCGUCAAGGGAGAAUUGAUGCCUACGCUGCUAUGAAGGUGCUCGAAAGAUAUUUUUCGCAUUCAGGACAAGGUAUUGAACUCGUAUUACCCAAGCAGGUGGAACUCCAAAACAAGCUUUGUCAAGGUCCACCAAAGGAUGUCGAUUUUUUCCCAGAAGAAUCUGCUGGUUGAUAUGUUCUGGCACAAAUUUUAUUGGAGGACCUCCACGAGUAUUGGAAUCUGUUCAUAAUACCAAGACCCUAUUUGUUUAUCAUUCUUUUCUCAUUAAAAUGAAAAAUAUGAUCGUUAUUCAUCACAUCAAGCCACCAAAUUUAAAUUUCUAUCUCUUGUGUGAGACCCAUAACGGUUAUAUUUUUCAUUCUCAUUCUUAUAAAAAUGAGAAACAAACGGGCUACAAAAUAAUUUGUAUUACGUGUUUGAUAAGUGUUGUGUGAUUAUUGAUCAAUGGUUUGUUUGACUUGUAUCAA
Olea europaea var. sylvestris is the source of this 1081-nucleotide messenger RNA. Its product is annotated as putative pre-16S rRNA nuclease. NCBI's taxonomy places the organism in Eukaryota, Viridiplantae, Streptophyta, Magnoliopsida, Lamiales, Oleaceae. Gene Ontology annotation, biological process: rRNA 5'-end processing. The record is from RefSeq and is a predicted model, not a curated record. The coding region runs from base 54 to 785 and encodes 243 amino acids. The transcript has 6 exons.